Abrus precatorius (Indian licorice) is the source of this 3631-nucleotide messenger RNA. RefSeq lists its product as uncharacterized. Bases 110 to 3322 code for a protein of 1070 amino acids. The transcript has 4 exons. The record is from RefSeq and is a predicted model, not a curated record. Lineage: Eukaryota; Viridiplantae; Streptophyta; Magnoliopsida; Fabales; Fabaceae.
CACCUUUCAGAAAACAGAAGUAAGCACACAUUCACAGGAAACCCCCGAGAGAACAAAAAAAGGGAGAGAACAACAGAAGCAAAACGCAAAUAGGAGAACCAAAUCAAGAAUGGGAACCAAAGUCCAGAAUCUUCCAGGAUAUUACUCGAUGAGAGAUCUUAAUGAGGAAUCUAGUAGUUGUGGCUGGCCCUUAUUUUAUGGGGAUAAAUCACUAACAAAUGGACAGUAUUAUAAUAAUUAUCUGCCAAGUGCUAAUGUUGAUGCAUGUUCAGCAUAUGAUAAGGAUGUUGUGAAGCGGAUGAUGCUUGAGCAUGAGGCCAUAUUUAAGAAUCAGGUUAACGAACUUCACCGAUUAUAUGGAAUACAAAAGGAUUUAAUGAAUGAGUUUAAAAGGAAAGAUUUGCAUAGAAACCAAAUACCUGUUGAGGCAUCAUUUUCCACAUGUCCCUUGACAUCUCAAGUAACGACUGAAGAUGGACAUAAAUGGCAUAUUUCUGGCUUUCCUGUGGGAAAUUCUACUUGUGCCAAAACAUCUGUUUCAGGAGUUGAAGGCACUCAUUCUCCUUUGGGUUCUAUUAAAGGAAUCAGCCAACAAGCUAGUUUAUUUCCGUCCCCAAAUGGGUGUAGUUCAAAAGAUAUUGAGGUGCUUGAGUCCAGGCCCUCAAAGGUGAGGAGAAAAAUGUUUGACCUUCAGCUCCCUGCUGAUGAGUACAUUGAAACCGAGGAAAGUGAAAAAUUCAGCAAUGAAAAGAUAAGCGGUCCAUCAUUAUUUCAUCCUGAUAGAAAUUGUAAAAGUGGAAGGGAGAGUAAUGGGAAACUUUUUUGUGGCAAUGGUGGGCAGAUUGGCAAGCAGGACAUUUCAAGACCUGAGCAGUCUUUGAGGAGAAGAAAUAGUUUGGCUGACUUAAAUGAACCUGUUCAAAUGGAAGAAACAUACAAUUCUCCUUAUGUUCACCUUCUGAGCCAUAAUGCUUGCCAAGGGGCUACUGAAUGCUCUGAUCUCUCUGCCUCUGCUAAACAAAAGUCAGAGUUUUUUGGUUUGUCUAGGGAACAAUUGCCCAAUUCACGUCAUGGAACUGACAUUUGGGCUCGAAAUAAUGGAUAUUUGGAGAACAAUGGCAGCGGAAAAGGGUGGCAUCCAUCAGUGGUUGGGGCAGGGCAAGCUAACACACAACCUGUUCCUCAAGUCCUCAAACUGGAGAAAUCACCUUUACCUUCCCAAACAAUGCAAGAUGCACUUAGCAAAGUUCAUGAACCUGCGUCUUAUUAUCUAAGUGGUCAAAACAAGGGUGACAUGUGGAGGGAAAAGACAGUUAGUGAUUUACGUAUCAGUGAAGGAAAUCAUGAACACUCGCAACCUGAGUCUGUGGUACCAUUACAUAGACCUGGUCUUUUUGCAGUUGCUCCUUCUGAUUUAUCCAAGUCUUGGUCUCAUUCGGCUUCUUCUUGGGAAAUGCCAAGUAGCAGCCUAAGCCAGAAGUUGACGUCAAUUCAGACACCUCCAUGUCUAAAUGCAUUUGGUGCUUUAAAUAGAAGUUCCCAAUCACAUCAAAGCAAUGGGAUAUUCGAAGAUAGUUUGCCUCUAAAUAUCAACUCAAAGUGCAGCCCAGGUUUUCAAUGUGAGGUACCGAUGCAGAAUGGAUUUCACCAUGGGUCUUCAUCUGGGUCCAAGGAACCAUCGGCAACUGUCUCUUCAAUCAGCUAUGACUUCAAUCAUAAUAACGACAGUAAAAUAAUUUCUGAUGCUUUCUUCAACUAUGGUUCAUCAAAAUACUGCAAGGGUUCAAAUUGCAACGACAUGAAGUCUGGAAAAGACAUUGACUUGAAUGUGCUGCUUCCAAAUGGUUCAUCCAAUAUCAUUGUUCCUCAGUCAGGUGUUGGGAUAAUGGAUGAAGAACAAAAGCAUGAGGAGCAUCAUGCGGUGUUGCCUUGGCUCAGAGGGAAGAUAACUCGUAAGGAUGAAGUACAAAACACUGCAGUAGAGUCAAGUUUAUUCCAUACUGCCUCAUUGUCCAACAAAGAUGAAAUUCGAAAGGGGACCAGUGGAAAGUUCAUACACAAUGCUGCCUCAGUGUUGUGUUCUAAUAAUAUUGAGCCAAAGAGGGUGGAGAUAAAUGAAAGCUCUAGCCAUAAGAAAAUUCUUGGUGUUCCCAUAUUUGAUAUGCCUCAUAUUUCUCCCAAGGUCGUGUCUUCAAUCACUUCUCCCUCUGUGUCAAUUAUUAAUCCAUUUGAUGCAGAAGCAGCAGAAAAGAAUAAGAAAAAACAAAUACUUGAUAUUAACUUGCCUUGUGAUGCUGGUCUUCUUGAGUUGGACAAAGAAGCAUUCACUGAAACUGCUGCUUGCAAGACAAGAUCUCCUACAACAGAAGCAGAGUCUAGAAACCAAAUUGAUUUGAACUUGAGUAUGAGUGAGGAUGAAGGAUCUCUCACAACUUUACUAAGUGACAAUGUGAAAAUGAAGGCAGAAAUAGAUCUUGAAGCCCCUGCCAUUCCUGAGACAGAGGAGGACGGUGUUCCUGAAGAAAAGCAGCUUGAAACUCCUGGAUCAUCAUCACAAGUUUCACAAGACACAGAUGAACAGUCAAAGGAUGAUGAACUUAUGACGAAUGCAGCAGAGACAAUUGUUAUACUGUCAUCUCUUUCCUGUGAUCAAGUGGAUGGUGUGAUCAGCAACAGUAGUUCAUCGGAAAGUCCAAUGGCAGACCCGCUAAAUUGGUUUGCAGACUUUGUUUUCUCAUGCAAAGAUAAUCUUGAAGGCAAGUGUGAUAUUUUGAGGGAAAAAGAGGGUGAGGAUAACAAGGAGUGUUCCUCCGAAGGAAUGGAUUACUUUGAGACCAUGACAUUGAAAAUGGCAGAGACCAAGGAAGAGGACUACAUGCCCAAGCCUCUUGUUCCUGAAAACUUCAAAGUGGAAGAAACAACAACUAUGUUACCUACUCGGAAAAGGAGGGGGAGGCAGCGGAGAGACUUCCAAAGGGACAUCCUUCCAGGCCUUGCAUCUUUAUCGAGGCACCAAGUGACAGAGGAUCUUCAGACAUUUGGAGGGCUUAUGAGAGCAACAGGUCAUUCGUGGCAUUCAGGAUUAACUAGGAGAAGCUCAUCUAGGAAUGGCAGUGGAAGGGGGAGGCGGCGGGCACAGAUUACCCCCUCUCCCUCAACUCCAGCAGCAACCAAUGAAACUAGCACCCCAUUGAUGCACCACCUUAACAAUAUUGAAGUUGGAUUGGAAGAUAGAAGCCUAACAGGUUGGGGCAAGACAACCAGAAGGCCCCGUAGACAGAGGUGCCCAGCCGGUAACCCUCCAUUGAUCCCGUUAACCUAAUCACCAUAAGAGGCUUAAAAUUUUAGAAGAAAAUUUAUAGAGGUAAGCAGGGCCAGUUUCCAUCCAAAUUGAUGGAGGAGAUGAUGUUCUCAGGCAUGGGGAUUUCUCUUGUAAAGUUCUUCAACCCGCAUUUGGGUAAAUGCUUGAUUCUCAGUCUUUGGGUGGUACCAACUUGUAUUAUUCUCAAAUAAUGUUGCAUGAUUUCUUCUGUUUAUCUCUUUAUAGAACUGUUGAGAUAUAUACCAGCGUUCCUUCAAUUCACUGCUCUCUCUUUCUGGGAUUUUUACUAAUGAUUUUAUUGCUAAGUAC